Messenger RNA from Rhea pennata, 1101 nucleotides. RefSeq names its product 5-hydroxytryptamine receptor 1F (gene HTR1F). The transcript has a single exon. Gene Ontology annotation, molecular function: G protein-coupled serotonin receptor activity; neurotransmitter receptor activity. Gene Ontology annotation, biological process: chemical synaptic transmission; G protein-coupled receptor signaling pathway, coupled to cyclic nucleotide second messenger; adenylate cyclase-inhibiting serotonin receptor signaling pathway. The record is from RefSeq and is a predicted model, not a curated record. The coding region runs from base 1 to 1101 and encodes 366 amino acids. Gene Ontology annotation, cellular component: plasma membrane; dendrite. NCBI's taxonomy places the organism in Eukaryota, Metazoa, Chordata, Aves, Rheiformes, Rheidae.
AUGGAUUUAAUCAACUCAACUGAACAAAACAGUACAUCAGGAGAACUAUUCAAAUGGGUGACAUCCAAGAUUCUCAUUUCCAUUACCCUAUCUGUGCUUGCAUUAAUGACAACAGCCAUUAACUCUCUUGUGAUGACUGCAAUAAUUGUGACAAGAAAGCUCCACCACCCUGCCAACUAUUUAAUCUGCUCUCUUGCAGUGACCGAUUUCCUUGUGGCAGUCCUAGUGAUGCCCUUCAGCAUUGUUUACAUUGUAAAGGAGACCUGGAUUAUGGGGCAAGUGGUGUGCGACAUUUGGCUGAGCGUGGAUAUUACCUGCUGCACGUGUUCCAUCUUGCAUCUCUCUGCCAUUGCUUUGGAUCGGUACAGAGCAAUCACAGAUGCUGUGGAAUAUGCCAGGAAAAGGACACCUAAGCAUGCUGGCAUCAUGAUUGCAGUGGUAUGGAUCAUAUCCAUUUUUAUUUCCAUGCCGCCUUUGUUUUGGCGGCACCAAACAACCAGCAGGGAUGACGAAUGCAUCAUCAAACAUGAUCACAUUGUUUUUACCAUUUACUCUACAUUUGGAGCCUUCUACAUCCCAUUGGCCUUGAUUUUGAUCCUUUACUACAAGAUAUACAAGGCAGCAAAGACAUUUCACAGAAGGAGCGUCAGUCGUAUCGUAAGGGAGGAGGUAAAUGGACAAGUCCUCUUGGAGGCAGGUGAAAGAAGCACCAAACUUACUUCAAUGCCCAGCACAGUAGAGAAGACUUCAGAUCCUCUGGUGGACUGUGAUAAAAUCAAUAUCACCCUACGAAGCCCCAGGUCUGAAUCUAAGCAAGAGAAGUCCUGGAAAAAACAGAGAAUCUCUAGCACAAGAGAGAGAAAAGCAGCAACUACUCUGGGUUUGAUCUUGGGGGCGUUUGUGAUCUGCUGGCUUCCUUUUUUUGUAAAAGAAGUAGUUGUUAAUACCUGUGAAAGAUGUCACAUCUCAGAAGACAUGUCUAAUUUCCUAGCAUGGCUGGGAUAUAUCAAUUCCCUUAUUAACCCUCUAAUCUACACAAUCUUUAAUGAAGAUUUCAAGAAAGCCUUUCAGAAGCUUGUCCGGUGUAGGCAAUAUCUUUAG